Miscanthus lutarioriparius is the source of this 1041-nucleotide messenger RNA. NCBI's taxonomy places the organism in Eukaryota, Viridiplantae, Streptophyta, Magnoliopsida, Poales, Poaceae. The record is from the annotation of a GenBank genome assembly.
AUGGCGGAUGCCGGGAGGAACCUCGUGCUUGGGCUUGGGAUGGGCGUCGUAGUGCGGAGGGAUGAGGAGGAAGCAGAGAGGGGGAGGAGGGACAGGGACGCGAGGAGGGAGCUGGAGUUCGGGACGGGGAGGUGCGGCGCCCGGUCGUCUCCGGAGCCGGCUGUGCGACUCACGCUCCUGCCCGGCCUCGGCCUCCCGUGGCCGCCGCCGUCGUCCGAGACCAACCGGCAUCAUUUGGAGGCGUCGUCGACGCGUGGCUUCGACGUGAACCGGGCGCCGUCGCUGUCCGUGGCCGGUGCCGGUGCCGCCGCCGCGCAGGAGGACGAGGAGCAGGACGAGGCGGGCGCGGCCGCGGCGGCGGCAGCAGCAUCGUCGUCGCCCAACAACGACAGCGCGGGCUCGUUCCCGACGGACUUCUCCGCGCAGGGCCAGGUGGCGCCCGGCGGGGGCGACCGCGCGUGCUCCCGCGCCAGCGACGACGACGACGGCGGCUCGGCGCGCAAGAAGCUGCGCCUCUCCAAGGAGCAGUCCGCGUUCCUGGAGGAAAGCUUCAAGGAGCACGCCACGCUUAACCCGAAGCAGAAGCUGGCGCUGGCGAAGCAGCUCAACCUCCGGCCGCGGCAGGUGGAGGUGUGGUUCCAGAACCGCAGAGCCAGGACGAAGCUGAAGCAGACGGAGGUGGACUGCGAGUACCUGAAGCGCUGCUGCGAGACGCUGACGGAGGAGAACCGGCGGCUGCAGAAGGAGCUGGCCGAGCUCCGCGCGCUCAAGACGGUGCACCCUUUCUACAUGCACCUCCCGGCCACCACCCUCUCCAUGUGCCCGUCCUGCGAGCGCGUCGCCUCCAACUCCGCCGCCCCUGCCGGCGCCGCACCGGCGGCGCCCGCGUCGUCGCCCUCCCCUGCUGCGACUGGCAUUGCGGCGUCGUCUGCCCCGGAGCAGCAGAGGCCCUCGUCGUUCGCGGCUCUGUUCUCGUCCCCGCUCAACCGCCCGCUGGCCGCCCAGGCGCAACCGCAACCGCAGGCGCCGGCGACUUCGUGA